Messenger RNA from Ophidiomyces ophidiicola, 1584 nucleotides. RefSeq lists its product as uncharacterized. Lineage: Eukaryota; Fungi; Ascomycota; Eurotiomycetes; Onygenales; Onygenaceae. The record is from RefSeq and is a predicted model, not a curated record. Gene Ontology annotation, molecular function: transmembrane transporter activity. Gene Ontology annotation, biological process: transmembrane transport. Bases 1 to 1584 code for a protein of 527 amino acids. The transcript is spliced from 9 exons.
AUGUCGGCAUCGCUAUCCGUCUCCACCGCCGCGGCCGGGAGCGCCAUCAGUGAGAAGAGCAGGCAGUUUGGUGCGAUCAGUGCCCCCGAACAUGGCAAUGCUGGUCCGGAGCUCCAACGGCACAGCAGCACUAGGAGCUCGAAGUCUCUGGAGCGCUCCACGUCCCUAGGAGACGGCUACACCCACCCUCGCGUCGACCAGGACCAGCUGCGGCAGUCGGACGAUGAGGUGCCGCAGCAAGACGUCUCUGCGGACUCCCAGACUGACUUUGUGGUGGCCUGGGACCAGACCGGCGACCCUGAGAACCCACGCAAUAUCCCUUAUGCUCGGAAGUGGUUGAUUGUGAUAAUCAUGGCGAUGGGGUCCGGCUGUGUAACGUCCGCCUCAUCUAUUUACACAAUGACAUACCCGCAAUUGACAAAGGAGUUUGGCGUUUCGAAACUCGUUGCUACCGUGGGAUUGAGCACGUUUAUCGUCGGCCUUGGCACCGGACCCCUAUUUCUAGCACCAUUAUCAGAGGUAUUUGCCCAAAACAUUGAGACCAUGCUGAUUGCUCGGUUCUUCAAUGGCCUGUCGGGCAGCGCAUUUUUGAGUGUCGCCGGUGGGACAGUGGGUGAUAUCUUUGACCGGCAUCAGCUUGCCGCGCCGAUGAUGGUGUAUACUGCCAGCCCUUUCAUGGGACCUGAGAUUGGGCCCUUGAUCGGGGGUUUUAUUUGCCAGUAUACCACUUGGCGUUGGGUAUUCUAUGUGUUGCUUCUGUGGGCCGGAGCAAUUGGGAUUGCCAUCGUCCUGUUCGUUCCGGAGACAUACCAUCCUGUUUUGCUCCGGCGCAAGGCCACCAGGCUCAGAAAGGAAACUGGUGAUGACAGAUGGUUUGCCCCCAUCGAGAAGCUCGAUCGGUCGUUGGUCCAGACGGUCCUCCGUUCCAUAUACCGGCCUAUGCUCUUGUUGAUCUUUGAGCCCAUGUGCCUGAACCUCUGUAUUUUUUCAGCCAUCCUGCUAGGUAUCCUAUAUCUCUUCUUCGGUGCCUUUCAACUAGUGUUCUCAAGUGUCUAUGGCUUCAAUCUUUGGCAAGUCGGGCUGAGCUUCAUGGGAUUGCUCGUGGGUAUGGCAAUCGCAGUUGCGAGCGAUCCGCUGUGGAGGAGAAAUUACGCACGUCUUGUCCGUAAACGAGAACAGGCAGCGGGGAAGCCCGAGUUUGAGCCGGAAUGGCGGUUGCCGCCAGCGAUUGUCGGCGCCCCGUUAGUUACAAUCGGGCUGUUCAUUUUCGCUUGGACGAUUUUCCCACAUGUUCACUGGAUCGCGCCCAUGAUUGGGAGCCUGGUAUUUGGUGCAGGGACUAUUCUCGUAUAUUCUGGUAUCUUCACUUUCCUUGUCGAGUCGUAUCCCUUGUACGCCGCCAGCGCUCUGGCCGCCAACAGCUUUCUGCGCUCCAGCUUCGCAGGCUCAUUCCCCCUGUUUGGAAUCCAAACCGUCAUCCCUGACGCCCUACACGUGGCAUAUGAUCUUCGUCUUCUCAGAGUCGAGAAAGAUUCUGUUUCGCUUGAUGAAACUGGAUACAUACAUCACUUACCUAGUUUCUGA